UUCAAGACAAAGCGAAUAAAGGUAACAGUAAAAUCAGACCACUGAAGAACCAAUCAGAGAUAGUUGAUGUAGAAAUAACUCUCUUCAUGGUAGCUAUAUUGGAUGUGAACGAAGCACAGCAAUCAGUUGAAGCUACAAUCUGGAUGCAGGUGCAUUGGAAGAAUGAAUUACUUGUGUGGGAUCCCAGCGAUUAUGGUAAUCUCACUUUGAUUUACCCACCAGACAAAAAUAUGUGGAAACCGGAAUUGGCCAUGAGUAACGGAUAUAACGAACUGACGCCCAUUGGCUCAGAUUUCGUUCUCUUGAAAUCUUAUCAUGACGGUCAAACUGUAUGGGUCCCUGGCCAAAAGGUUCAAUUCCUGUGUAGGAUUGAUGUCACUAAGUUCCCAUUCGAUACACAGACAUGUUAUAUGGAAUUUUUCAACUGGGCCGGGACAAAAGAGGAAACAUCAUUGAAAUACCGUGAACCAGAAUAUGAUUCGUCAAAGGGUUAUGUUUCCUACUCCAACUCGGAAUGGACAGUAACAGAGAGACGAUCUAUGAAGAGGGCUGUGGAUGGACAUGAAAUGAUUAGAGUUAUUGUGGUAUUAAAAAGGAAAUAUGUUAGCCUAGUGUUGACAUUGGUGUUGCCAGUUAUUCUUCUGGCAUUCCUCAACGUAUUCGUGUUCCUUCUACCCACUGAAUCUGGUGAAAAACUCUCCUUUUCUGUCACAAUUCUUCUCGCACAGGCUGUUUUCCUCAGCUUUAUAUCCGAUCUAAUGCCCCAGGCAACUGACACCAUUUCCGGCCUCUCCAUUUAUAUUUCAACUCAGCUGGUUCUCAGUUCCUUGUAUGUUUUGAUUACCUGCUGUAAUUUAAGGAUUUACCAUAGGGAUACUAACAGAUGCCGUAUACCACGCUGGUUCCUUAAACUUAUUUGCAUCUCCAUUAAUUCAGACAACUGUGUUUAUCCAAUCAAAGAGGAUGGGGUAGCAGGAAGUGACAUUAGUCAAAGAUUGGAUAGAAUUUGCUUCUGGUUUUUCUUAGUUAUUGUGUUUUUGAUGACUACCAUAUUUCUUAUGGGUGGUAUAUAUUGAAAA
Molecule: messenger RNA, 1079 nt
Organism: Patella vulgata (common limpet)
Lineage: Eukaryota; Metazoa; Mollusca; Gastropoda; Patellidae
Product: acetylcholine receptor subunit alpha-L1
Exons: 3
Coding region: 87-1076 (329 amino acids)
Biological process (GO): signal transduction; chemical synaptic transmission; nervous system process
Cellular component (GO): neuron projection; membrane; synapse
Molecular function (GO): neurotransmitter receptor activity; transmembrane signaling receptor activity; extracellular ligand-gated monoatomic ion channel activity
Source: RefSeq, a predicted model, not a curated record